UUACAUACUAAUUUGUUCAGUAACUAUGAUGAUCGAGAGAUCCAUGGCAACUAGAAGGAUUAGCUCGAGAUUUUCAUAUCGUCGCUGUCAUCUUCUUCUCCUCCUCCUCUCAUUUACUUGCUUCGCUUCAAGAUUUGGCUAUGGAAAAGAUACGAUCACAUCAACAAGUUUCAUCAAAGACCCAGCUACCAUAUCAUCCAAUGGAAGCUCCUUCGAGCUAGGCUUCUUCUCACCACUCAAUUCAACCGCCCGAUAUGUCGGAAUUUGGUACAACCAAAUCCCCUUACAAACUGUCGUAUGGGUAGCUAAUGCAAACAACCCUCUCAAUCAUACUUCGGGGAUUUUCACGAUUUCCAAGGAUGGGAAUCUUGUCGUGUUGGAUCAAAACGACACCGUUUUGUGGUCUUCAAACAUUUCAUCUUCUUCUUCAACAACAACAAACACAGAUUCAAUCGCCCGAAUUUUGGAUUCAGGCAACCUCGUUUUGGAAAAUUCAACUUCUGGGAAGAUCAUAUGGGAGAGUUUCAAACACCCAUCUGAUAAAUUCUUGACUUCCAUGAAAGUCACCACGAACACAAGAACCAAACAGAGCGUCAAGAUUACCUCAUGGGCUUCUCCUUCUAAUCCAUUUAUGGGGAGUUUUUCAUUAGCAAUGGAAGUUUUUAAUUUCCCCGAAGCUGUAAUUUGGAAUGGUCGGAACAUUUAUUGGAGAUCUGGUCCAUGGAAUGGUCAAUCAUUCAUCGGAGUACCCGAAAUGGACUCUGUUUAUCUCUCUGGGUUCAACCUUGUAAUUGAAGAACAAACUUACACUCUAUCAAUUCCACAUGAGUUUAGUACUCAAGAGUUUGCUUAUGUAUUACUAACUUCGCAAGGGAAUUUGGAGAAAAUGCAUUGGAAUACUCAAACGAAGAAUUGGGAUGUUAGUUGGAUGUCUCUUAAAACAGAGUGUGAUUACUAUGGUGUUUGUGGGGCAUUUGGGGUUUGUAAUCCCAAAGCGUUUCCAAUUUGUAGCUGUUUAAGAGGGUUUGAGCCAAGGCAUGAGGAGGAGUGGAAGCAAGGGAAUUGGAGUGGUGGAUGUGUUAGGAGGAUGCCAUUGCAAUGUAAGAGGUUGAACAAUGGUGCUGCUCAAGAAGAUGGGUUUCAGAAAGUUGAAAGGGUUAAAGUGCCCUACUUUGCUGAAUGGUCUAAUCUUUCUUAUUCGGAAGAUAUAUGUAGAGAAGAGUGCUUGAACAAUUGCUCGUGUAACGCUUAUGCUUAUGAAGAUGGUCUUCGUUGUAUGCAAUGGAGAAGGGAGGAGUUAAUUGAUAUGCAAAAGUUUGAGAUGGGUGGAGCUGAUCUUUACCUACGAAUGGCUUAUGGAGAAUUAGAUCAUUCAAAUAAUGUAAAUAACAAGAAAGGAACUAUUACAGCAAUCGUGCUACCGACGACCUUUGUCAUCUUCAUGAUUGUCGUAUUUGUUUGGUGUAAAUGGAAGACUUACAAACAAGAAAAGAAGGAAAAACAAAAGAGUUUGAAACUUACAAGGGAGGAUGAUAUGAUUGGGAAUGAUAUCAAACUUGAAGAGGUACCCUUUUAUGAUACUGAGAAGCUAGCAAUUGCUACAAACAAUUUUGCUCUUAGUAACAAGCUUGGGCAAGGUGGCUUUGGUCCUGUCUAUAAGGGAAAACUGUUAAAUGGACAAGAAAUAGCUGUAAAGAGGCUAUCAAGAGCCUCCAACCAAGGGUACGAAGAAUUUAUGAAUGAAGUGAAGGUGAUUUCUAAGCUACAACAUAGAAAUCUUGUACGCCUCUUUGGUUGUUGCAUCGAAGGAGAAGAGAAGAUGUUGAUUUAUGAGUACAUGCCCCACCUUAGCUUGGAUGCGUUAAUCUUUGGCUCUGGAAAACAAAAAAUUUUGGAUUGGAGGAAGAGAUUCAAUAUUAUCGAUGGAAUUGCUCGAGGUCUCCUUUAUCUUCAUAGGGAUUCAAGAUUGAAAAUUAUUUAUAGAGAUCUGAAAGCAAGUAAUAUAUUACUAGACAAAGACUUAAACCCUAAAAUUUCAGACUUCGGUAUGGCAAGAAUUUUUUGUGACAAUAAAGUUCAGGCUAAUACCGUAAGAGUCGUUGGAACUUAUGGAUAUAUGUCUCCUGAGUAUGCAAUGCAAGGUCAUUUUUCGGAGAAAUCAGAUGUAUUUAGCUUUGGAGUUCUAUUGCUCGAAAUUAUCAGUGGAAGAAAAAAUACCGAUUUCUACCACCAUAAAUAUGCCAUAAGCUUAUUGGGAUUCGCAUGGAAGCUGUGGUUGGAAGGCAACCUUAUUCCUAUGAUUGAACCAACAAUAUACGAAUUGUGCUACCAUCAAGAGAUUUUGAGAUGCAUUCAUGUAGGGCUCUUAUGCGUUCAAGAAUUUGUAAAAGAUAGACCAAACGUCUCCACCGUUAUUUCAAUGCUCAAUAGUGAAAUGGUAGAUCUUCCUUCUCCAAAGCAACCUGGCUUUGUUGGUAGACCAAAUGAAGGCAACACGGACUCAUCUCAACAAAAUUUAGAUACCUAUUCGGUAAACAAUGUGACACUUACCACAAUUAUAGCUCGAUAGUGCAUUAGGUAGAAAAACCAAUUUGUUUUAAUGAUCUUAUAUAGGAAGAACAAUAGAUGUUGUACCAAUCAACAAUUGCUCCCAU
Cucurbita moschata (crookneck pumpkin) is the source of this 2654-nucleotide messenger RNA. Its product is annotated as G-type lectin S-receptor-like serine/threonine-protein kinase At1g11330. The record is from RefSeq and is a predicted model, not a curated record. Gene Ontology annotation, molecular function: protein serine/threonine kinase activity; ATP binding. The transcript has 7 exons. Bases 26 to 2569 code for a protein of 847 amino acids. Lineage: Eukaryota; Viridiplantae; Streptophyta; Magnoliopsida; Cucurbitales; Cucurbitaceae. Gene Ontology annotation, biological process: protein phosphorylation; recognition of pollen.